CUCCUCAGUGCCAAACAGAUUUGGGCUUGACACAUCCGAGUGGACCUCAGAGUGGACUUGUUUAUUACAGAAGGCCCUAAAGGACAGACAUUGUCUUGUUGAUUCUUUAAGAACUCUCCAGCAAGAAGACCUUCAACAUCUCCAUCCUUGGAGGACAACAUUGACUAACUAUUAACUAUUUUGGACCUAAACCAAGAAGCAUGAAGCCCCGCAGACCAAGCUGUGCAGAUUCCGGCUCUGAGUGUGACCCCAGAGACCUGGAGAAGUUUGAGAGUGCAGCCCGGCGCAGGAUGGCAGCCAACGCCAGAGAGAGGAAGAGGAUGCAGGGCUUGAACACGGCCUUCGACAGACUGCGCAAAGUGGUUCCUCAGUGGGGUCAGGACAAGAAGCUGUCCAAAUAUGAAACACUGCAGAUGGCUCUGAGCUACAUAAUGGCCCUUAACCGGAUCCUGACCGACUCCAGCAGGCACAGCACCCCGCACAGGCAGUGGCUGGACCUGCAGUUCGACAGCCUGCAGACGGAGAGCUACCCCUGCAUUGUGAGGUACAGCUCGCCCAUGGAACACGAGCACAUGCAUCCCUCCUUCUCCUACCAUUACGAGGGCCUGCAGGUCCCCACAUAGACUGAGACGUGCUGGAUGGAGUGUUAACUUGUAUCUCUUAUUCUAAGGAUACAGACGUCAGUAAAUACAUUUGUAUUGCAUUCUUGUAUUUUG
Astyanax mexicanus (Mexican tetra) is the source of this 716-nucleotide messenger RNA. RefSeq names its product atonal bHLH transcription factor 7 (gene atoh7). The transcript has a single exon. The record is from RefSeq and is a predicted model, not a curated record. NCBI's taxonomy places the organism in Eukaryota, Metazoa, Chordata, Actinopteri, Characiformes, Acestrorhamphidae. Gene Ontology annotation, molecular function: protein dimerization activity. The coding region runs from base 201 to 623 and encodes 140 amino acids.